Molecule: messenger RNA, 785 nt
Organism: Notothenia coriiceps (black rockcod)
Lineage: Eukaryota; Metazoa; Chordata; Actinopteri; Perciformes; Nototheniidae
Product: putative DMBT1-like protein
Exons: 3
Coding region: 393-785 (130 amino acids)
Biological process (GO): zymogen activation
Cellular component (GO): plasma membrane
Molecular function (GO): serine-type endopeptidase activity
Source: RefSeq, a predicted model, not a curated record
GUUUCGGUUUUAACUGCAGCGCUGCGGCGGUGCUGACCUCUGUCUGCCGCAGGGAGAACCGCUAGCAGCUAAACCCUGACCUGAGUAAUGAGUAUGGCGACCUGACGGUAUGUAGUUCUGCUAACGUUAUCUCAUGGACAUCGUGUUAUGGUACAACCACCCGGACUACCCUUUAUCUCCAGACCAGAACUACUUGUUUGUAAAAUAAAUAGCGUCAGUGGUUGAUUACGCCGUUAGUGUCAGUAAAGUUGCUUAGCCGCUAGCUCUUAUUUUAGUUAGCCACAAGCUAGCUGAUGUCUUGUGUUGUCACUAGCUUCAAACGGCUGGCAGCAUCAUCACCACGACAACUGGCAUCCUUCCCACCCGGCCGUGGGAUGGAAGGGUGAGGAACGAUGCUCCUGCCUAUCCUUUUAACAGGACUGUUAGGUGUUCUUUGGGAUGGAGUUACUGCUUUUGGUGGGGUCAGACUAGUGGACGGGGAGAACAAGUGUUCUGGCAGAGUGGAGGUACUCCGCCAUGAACAGUGGGGGACUGUUUGCGACCACGGAUGGGACCGCCGAGAAGCUCAUGUGGUGUGCCUGGAGCUUGGAUGUGGCUUAGCUGAAUCUGCCCUUCAUGAAGCACAUUUUGGUGCAGGCAGCGGAGAAAUCUGGCUGCGGCAUGUCCAAUGCUCGGGACAUGAGGCCAGUCUGACACGCUGUGCUGUGGUCCUCCACAGUGACGCAUACUGCACCCAUGAGAAUGAUGCAGGGGUAAUAUGCUCAGGUAAGACUCUACUCUGUUGA